Molecule: messenger RNA, 3042 nt
Organism: Aspergillus alliaceus
Lineage: Eukaryota; Fungi; Ascomycota; Eurotiomycetes; Eurotiales; Aspergillaceae
Gene: nut1
Product: putative RNA polymerase II mediator complex subunit Nut1
Exons: 6
Coding region: 1-3042 (1013 amino acids)
Biological process (GO): regulation of transcription by RNA polymerase II
Cellular component (GO): mediator complex
Molecular function (GO): transcription coregulator activity
Source: RefSeq, a predicted model, not a curated record
AUGACGUCGUCUGAACAAUGGGAGACAUUCCUCCAUCAAUGUCUCACGCAUCGAAUAGAUGCCGCCGAAUUCAAGAAUCUGUCGAAGCUGCUGUCUCAACGAUAUCCUAUCGCUGAAGGCGCACUUCUCGACGUGCUACUCGAGAUACGUCUCGCCACUGGAAUCAAAUGGGAUCCGCUUCUCCCCCUUUACAUAGAUUGUCUCUGUAAGACGGGCAUGGUCCAGACCUCUACGGUGCUGACUUCACUUUUGAAGUACUCGUCCAUUCACGAGAAGCCACGGUCCCCUGGCUCUGAAGUUCUCCAGAGCAAAAAGGCCCUGAAGUGUUAUACUCUGAUGACAGAUAUCAGAGUGAUACAAGAUGCUAUGCUCUCCGUCUCUACCGGUAGCACCCCGAAGUCCCUUUCAGAAGCUGUCAGCAUUUUCUCUGCUAUAGUAGAUUGGAUUCAGGUUGUCGUGGCCUGGCACAACAAUCACAUAGACCCCAGUCAGCAGACAGGCGGACUAAUGAGCUCCCCGGAUGCGGUUUCGGUGUUUGAGUCACUUGGAAUCCUCCUGACGGCCCUAUCGGGGACUGGAAAGGGCAUAGAAAUCCUUUCUAGCGAUUCUCAUGAAGCGCUGAAGGUCAAACUGGGUCAGGCUCUUUCAGCAUAUCUUCCGCUUUGUAUGGAAGUUUCGCUUCCACUUCGCAGUAGAUUGGACAGUCUGCAGAAAGGGUUCAAUCUGUAUGGAGAGCCACCAUCCAAGUCAUUGCAAUCCAUGAUGGAAAAUGUGAAUGUGAACGCGCUUCAGUUUGAAGCCUCCGUCAUGGACGGGCCUGUCAUAAAUUCCAGAGCUGGACUCUACAUAUAUAUAAAUGCAAUGCUUGUGGGCCGUCCUCUGGUGGACGACAGCAUGUUACUCAAUUAUCUCACUAAUCGAUAUAAUGGGCACUAUGAUGUCCUAGUUGAGGAGGUCAUAACCGCUACAUUUGAUGUUCUGUCGAACGCUUUAUAUCGCAAUGAAUCCAGCCGGACGAUGUUCUUAUUCCGUUCGUUUUUGGUAAACAAGCUCCCAUCAUUCUUCGCAGCCAUGUUGGCUGCAUCAAUGGUCUCAUUGCCCAUGGAAAUGUGCAUAAGCCAUGCUCUGAGUCGGUUGGACCCAAACACAUUCCCAUCUUUCUCGCAGAUGUUUGCAAUGCAAGGUAGUACCGUCCUUUCGGAGGUGCGACCGGAGUUUCUGUUUGCCUGUGCCUCACAUAAAUUGAUUCCUGAAUCCAGCAUCGAGCGUCUGCUAGGUGAAAACCCCAUGCAAACACCCCCUGUCGGAUACAAUAAAGACGACCUCGUAUCUCAAAUCAAUGCCAACCUGGAACGCGUAGAGCAGCUCAUCAACGAGAUCGAAUCCACCGAGGGUAAUGCGGGUGCUAUUGUUGCAGCCAUCACAGAGGUUAUGCAUAGUCUCAGCAGCCAGAAAGAGACAAUGACGUUGAAAAGCAUCUGUAACACUCUUUCCCGGCACCCGCAGGCUCUCGACGUAAUCCUACUUUUCCGAAGCGCGAAGCAUAUUUUGCAACCGCUUUGUACUCUGCUGCAUUCCUGGCACUGGGAUGAGGAUCAAGGAGAGAGUCAGCCUGUCUACGAUGAAUUUGGUAGCAUUUUGCUACUUGUGUUAACAUUCAAAUACCGGUACGAUUUGCGGCCAUAUGAUCUCGGGAUUAUGAGCGAUGAUUCUUUUAUUCUGAAAUUGCUCGACUGCGGAUCGUCCAGCCAGAAAUUGGACGAUCUAAGUGAGAAGCAAAACAAGAACCUAGGAGCAUGGAUCACGGCUCUGUUUAUUGCCGAAGGCAUAAGCGAAGAGACCAUGUCAUCCUGCAGUCCGCAAGAGUUCUAUCUUCUCGUAUCGACCCUGUUCAGCCAAAGCCUCGCAGCAUGUGAAGCAGGAAAACUGGAGUUUGACACCCUCAAGGGAGGUUUUGAAUAUUUACUUGAGCCCUUCCUGCUCCCGUCUCUGGUUAUCGCUUUGACUUGGCUAGGAAAUCAUAUUUGGGAGACUGAGAGUGAUCCCACGAUUCCUCUGAAGACCUUGCAUUCUCUGGUGAACCCCAGCUCAAUAUCCGGUGACGCGAAGGAGAUCCAUAGGACGGUACUGAACAUCACCGCACGCUCUUUAGAUGAGCAACUAAAAGAUAUCCGGUCCCGCCAUCCGAAUAGGACGGAUGUUAAACCAAUUCUGGACGCACUUGAGCCUUAUCUAUCUUUCCAGAGGACAGGUAGCUGUCAUCGGUCAGAGCUCGACAGCUGGGCCACCCAUUCACCUGGAGGUCUACUGGGCAGCAUCCGAAGCACCUUUCAAGGGCUUGUCCUUUGGACCACCAGCCCCGGCGUGAGUAUGGCGCCGCAUUCAUACACACAUCGGCAGCUUGUGACCGGCAUCCGGAUGCUCGGAUCUACACGCGUAUUCGCCGCCAUUCUUGAUGAGCUGAAGAUGCAGACUGAGACAGGCAACGCCGAUCUUGCCCUUGACAUCGCAGCGACUAUGAUCUGUUCGCCACUAGCUGAGUCCUUUGCUAUAGAACAAGGCCACUACCACCCAGUGGAUCCCAACAAGGAACCUCUUCCACGGUGCGCGAUACUCACCCUUCGCGAUGCACUAAACCUGCAGCAUGAAAACGUACCAAAGCUAUCAGAGAAGGAUCCGUUGCGCGCGGAGGUUAUUGUACGGCUGUACCGUCGUGUCAACGCCCUUAUGACACCCACAACGCAGAUGCCCAACCUAGACAUGAGCAAUAUCAUCCAAAACAUGCAAUUAGGGGUGGAGGACCACGGACAGAUGGGCCUCGAGCCCGCGGGAGCAGGGCACGGCGUCGGCGAUGAUGACGCUGCCAACCUCAACCGCAUGCUGGACAACGCAGCCGCCGCAGCCGCAGCGGGACUAGACAGUGGCAUGGGACAGAGUAUAGGCGGAGGCCUUGAUACGAGCAUUGACGAUGUAUUGAACGCGGCCGAUAUGGCAGUUGGGAACCCAGAGUUCCUUGAUCUCGAUAUGGAGGGCAUGUUCUAA